Messenger RNA from Branchiostoma floridae (Florida lancelet), 2803 nucleotides. RefSeq names its product (Lyso)-N-acylphosphatidylethanolamine lipase-like. The record is from RefSeq and is a predicted model, not a curated record. Lineage: Eukaryota; Metazoa; Chordata; Leptocardii; Amphioxiformes; Branchiostomatidae. Bases 174 to 1271 code for a protein of 365 amino acids. Gene Ontology annotation, cellular component: lipid droplet. The transcript has 7 exons.
GCCUUGGUUAUAUGUUGGGAAUUCAUAAUAAUCCAAUCAUCUUCAAAAAUCUCAGUCAUAAUGGUAUUUUGCUAUUAUUUGAACACUGGUAAACAAUCGUUAUGCAAUGACGCAGCCCCAAACAAAAAGUGGGUCAUAGGUCAUGUUGCGUCAUAUGACCAUUACACAACAACAUGGAGGACAGUGCAAAGUCAGACGAGCUGGCCGUCGCAGAAUCAAGGUCUUUCCUGGGAAGUUGGCUCAACGUUAAGUGGCGCCCCACAUCCAUGGCACAGUUAGCCGCAGCUGAGGGGAGGGUGCUACAACAUGUGAAGUCUGCUUUAGAGAGUUUCUACGUACGAAUCACAGGCAACAGAAGGAUAUGGACUCUAAAGGUAGACCCCAAAAAGCCAGAGGCUCUCCCUAUUGUCAUGGUACAUGGCUUUGGAGCUGGAUCCGCUAUCUGGUUGUUAAAUGUUGAUGCCAUCGCUAAGCACAGAUCGCUGUACGCGUUUGACGUUCUCGGGUUCGCGAGAAGUUCUCGGCCAAAGUUCAGCACAGAAGCAGAUGUCAUAGAAGAGGAGUUUGUGAACUCUAUUGAGGAAUGGAGGGAGGGCGUCGGCCUGGAGAAGUUCAUCCUGCUGGGACACAGCUUUGGGGGUUUUCUGGCAGCCUCCUACUCCAUCAAACACCCAGACAGAGUCCAACAUCUGAUACUGGCCGACCCCUGGGGAUUCCCAGAGAGGACAGAGAAGGCUGCUGAAGAACAGAGAGCUCGGGUGCCAUUAUGGAUCAAGGCUGUUGGUUCUGUGCUCCUGAACUUCAACCCUCUCGCUGCUGUGAGGGCGGCUGGGCCCUGGGGCCCAGGUCUUGUACAAAGGUUUCGGCCAGACCUUCAGGCAAAGUUUUCAGAAGUGUUUGAUGACGACACGAUCUUUAACUACCUCUACCAUUGCAAUGCCCAGUCUCCGAGUGGUGAGACAGCAUUCUCUUACAUGCAGAUUCCCUUUGGGUGGGCCAAGAACCCGAUGCUCCCGCGCAUGAUGCAGCUACGGCGGGACGUCCCGGUCACGUUCAUCUACGGGGCCCGGUCCUGGAUGGACAAGGAGUCGGGAAAACAAGUGAAGGCGCAACGGCAGGGCUCGUAUGUGGAUGUGCAGAGUGUGCCAGAGGCUGGUCACCACGUGUAUGCAGACCAGUACCAGGACUUCAACAGGCUGGUGGUGCAAGUUUGUGCAAAGACAGACAAAGCACAGCUGUCUGUGAAGAACAAUGUAGAGACAACUAUUUAGAUAGUGCUGUUAGAACAGACUGAUCAACAGGACGGCAUGGUGGCCAGUUUCACAUCCCACCAAUAUUACGCACAUUCUCUAAGCCCCUGUCACACGACAAGCUUUAUCCGUUGAUCACAAGAAGGUAGCCAAAUUUAAAAAUGGAGACUCACCUAAACAUCUAUCCCAUCACAUUGGAUGGGACAUAGGGACUUGCAAGCAACUACCAAUCUCAAAAUAUUGUGUAAAGAUCGAGAGAACACCUGGUAUAUUACUGCCAGAAAUGUCAUUUAAAGCUUACAGACUUGUUGGCCUAUCGAUUUGCCUUCUGUGUGACAGGGGCAUUAAUGUUAUAGUAGACCGUGAUAAACACUGCAAUGUAUGAAAGCAAAAUAUUGAAUGUGGAACCAUUUUGCAAUAAAAUGUGUGUCUAUUUUUGUCUAAAUUUAAGAGAUUGAGCAAUUCUGCAACAGUUAAGUUUCAGGUGAUUCAAUGUGCUCUGCUAGCCUAUAUUUGUUAAAAGAAAGUUUAGGGUAGACUGCGAUGAAGGCAAUGUAUAAAGGAAAAACAUUGAAUGUAUGCCAUUGAGAACACUUUUCAAUUUACAAUACUAGUAAACAAUGGGAGUAAGAAAAUCAGGUUCAAUACAAUGUACAACUGGCCUGUAUUUGGUGCUGAACAACAAAUCUUACAUGCUCCUUUGUUUUGGGAAAAGACCUUUUUAACUGAACUACAAUUGGUCUAGCAUUAACUUUUAAAAUGCAUUAGUUACUAUGAAAGUAUACGAUGUAAGUGGAGCUCAGUAAUAUACACCCAAUACUAUUGUUUGAUGAUAUAUAUUAUUUUGGUUACUUAAUUGAAGCACUCAAGAGAUUUGGAGCCCUUGAUAGGUCUUAAAGUAAAAGAUUUGCAGAAUUGUAGAUGUCAGAAAUUUCAGUAUCACUGUGUAUACAGGAAAGUAUGCUGUUACCUGUAUGUUACCUUUACCAUAGAUGCAGUACAACUCCAAAUGUUAGUUUUCCAAAAUGGUGCUUUCAGGAUUGAAAAUGACUUUCUGGGUCAGCAAAGAGCUGAGCAUAGAUUUUGCUGCAGUCUUUCUAGCCUGAUGUCACGUGAAUACAGUGCCAUGUACAAGUGUAUGUAUCGGGGUCUGCAAGUCUUUCUCCCCACUAGGCAUAACCCUACCUACCUAGGCACACCUUAGCUCUUAUGUUCAAUAAGCUGUUUUAGCUUUAUGUGCUAUGUUAUUACUCUAAUUCACUGCACAGCAGAUGCAAUGGGUGGCUGAAUUUAAUCUAAUGUGUCUAAAUUCCAAAUUUACCAUUAUGUUAUGAGUGCCGAGAAAGUAGUUUCUAAUGUGCAACACACCAACCCAUACGGACCUCUGUAAACUCAGGAAUGUCUUGCAUAUUUAAUGUUGUCAGAUGAACUUCAAUGUAUUGAUGGCCAUGACAGAUUAACACACGGAACAGGUUUUAACAAAUAUAUAAUGUUACAUGUGUAUGAAUUUUUCUCAUUGAUAUUGAAUUAUAUUAGGUAGAUUUUUUAUAAUA